CGGCCACGAGAAAAUGAACGAAUCUCUCUUUGAGAGAACUCGUUACUCCCGAGUCCUUGUAAGGAUUCGUUCAAAACGAACGAAUCGUUCACGACCGACACAUCACUAGUAGUGUUGUCCUCUCCGUCGUUUUCAGCGGCAGCAACGUUUGAUUUGAACGUUUCAAACAUCUUCCAGCUCAGGGAACAUGAGUUUGUCUGUCAGAACUGACCUUUCUGCAGACAACGCCAAACGUCGGAAGAGGAGAGAGCUCACAGAAGACCAGAAACAUGAAAUCAAAGAAGUGUUGGAGUUGUUUGACACCGACAAAGACAAAGAAAUCGAUUAUCACGAACUGAAGGUGGCAAUGCGUGCACUCGGCUUCGAGGUGAAGAAGGUGGACGUUCUGAAGAUUCUUAAAGACUAUGACAGAGAGGGAAACGGAAAAAUAACCUUUGAGGAUUUCAAUGAAGUAGUGACUGAUCGCAUCCUGGAACGAAACCCAAAGGAGGAGAUCGUGAAAGCCUUCAAGUUAUUUGAUGAUGACGAAUCAGGAAAGAUCAAUCUGAGGAACCUGAAACGUGUUGCAAGAGAACUCGGGGAGAACAUCAGUGAUGAGGAGCUGCGCAGCAUGAUUGAUGAGUUUGACACAGACGGAGAUGGAGAGAUAAACCAGGAGGAGUUUCUGUCCAUCAUGACUGGAGACUCCUGAUGAGGAGACUGUGUCUCCUCAUCAGAGACUAAGCUGGCGGCGCUCUGUUGGACUGGUUUUCCAAUCUGAGUGAAACGACGUGACUGAACAUGUGUGUGUGUGAGUAGGAAAGUGAACAAUUGCCGAUAUGGACCCGUAGGUAGAUUGUCUGACAAGUUGAACAUCGACUGCACGGCUCGAGGCAGAUGACGCUUAGGCUGUUGUUAAAAGCUGUUGAUGUCAUGCUGGUCUGUUUUUCACCUUUGCUUAAAUGUUUUUGACUUUUACAUGUUGUGUAACUUCACUUCCAAAGUUUGGAUCAAAGGCCGAACCUUUUUCUUUAUGGAUUUGAUUCGUUACAUUCACAAAUGGAUGUGCUGUUUAUUCUGUAACAUAGGUUUCAUACUGUAGCUGACCAUUUCUGACUGGUUGUUUGUGCAGUUUACAUAACAAAUAUAUUUGAAUGUGCUAUUUAAUUUGUACAAAAUAAAAUGGUUUGCCAGCA
Pleuronectes platessa (European plaice) is the source of this 1175-nucleotide messenger RNA. It is a transcript of the gene cetn3, whose product is annotated as centrin 3. The coding region runs from base 188 to 691 and encodes 167 amino acids. The record is from RefSeq and is a predicted model, not a curated record. Lineage: Eukaryota; Metazoa; Chordata; Actinopteri; Pleuronectiformes; Pleuronectidae. Gene Ontology annotation, molecular function: microtubule binding; calcium ion binding. Gene Ontology annotation, cellular component: microtubule organizing center. The transcript has 5 exons. Gene Ontology annotation, biological process: spindle pole body duplication.